Messenger RNA from Pimephales promelas (fathead minnow), 1162 nucleotides. It is a transcript of the gene ska2, whose product is annotated as spindle and kinetochore associated complex subunit 2. Gene Ontology annotation, molecular function: microtubule binding. Gene Ontology annotation, biological process: chromosome segregation; cell division; mitotic cell cycle. Gene Ontology annotation, cellular component: spindle microtubule; outer kinetochore. The record is from RefSeq and is a predicted model, not a curated record. NCBI's taxonomy places the organism in Eukaryota, Metazoa, Chordata, Actinopteri, Cypriniformes, Leuciscidae.
GCGUUCUGCUGCGAGCUUUAUAUUUCCGGGGCUGCUUUAGGAAUGUAAACUAUUCAACAUGGAGACAGUUGAUAAGCUGGAGGCGAUGUUCCAGAAGGCAGAAGCUGAUAUAGAAUAUGUGGAAAAGCGGCUGAAAUUUGACUUCAUGGCAAAUGUGCGUGAAGCGGGCUCGUUUGAGGGAAACCCUGUUCAGUUGCUGGAGAACCUGUCGGCGAUCAAAGCGCGCCAUUCGGCCCUGUGCACUCAAGUGGAGGAGAUCGCAGCAGAACAGAAGCGAUCCAUGGACUCCAUACGAGCUCAUUUGGACACGACAGUACAGCUGGUUCAACAGCUGCAGAACACAGCAGAUGUGCAGGUUCCUCCACUGACAGAAGAAGAACAAGAAGCGAGAGAUGCUCUCUGCUCAUCCAUUGCUGCUUUAAAUGUAGAGGCCAUGCCGAUAUCAGAACCUCAAUCUCAAGCACAGUCUGAAUCACGGAACAUGCUUGAAGAGGUGUCUGAGGGGACAUUUGAGACCGUCCCGCGGAGUGUACGUGGUAACUUGAAGCUGAAUGACCUCAACAUGCUCAACAAGCAGUUAUCCGAGUACUUUAUCUCAGAUAGAAACAGGGGGCCGAUAAGCACUCAGAGAAUGAAGAAGUUAAACAUGAAAGUCAGUGAUUCUGCAAUGAAGACCUUACAACACCUUAAACUCAUUGAGCUGGAUAAGAAAGGACUUGUGUCAUUGCUGGCAAAAGACUGAGAAACCGGGACAAAAUACAUGCAACCCCAUCAAAAUGCAUAAAGCCUCGAGUUACUUCCACUUGUAGGCUAUUCCAUUCCAUAGUGAAACCACUUGAAUGAUGGCGAACUAGACAACAUUUCAGAAACAGUUGUCCAUGAAGUAUAAAAAUAAACUAACUUUUAUCAGUCUUUUUAAGGAAUAAACUUAAUUUCUUCAGCAUUGUUAUGCUGAUGUAUUCAAUUAUAUCAUGACCUGGAAACGAUUUGUACAAGAAAGAAACUGUACAGCACAAGAGUUUAUAUUUUUUGUAAGUUAAACUGGUGUUUAUGUAACUUUGGAUCGUCAAGAUCUCAGUAAUGCAAAGGAGACUGUAUUUGAAUGUAAGAUUCAGUGAAUUCCUUUUUGUUUUUUUAUUCAAUAAAAUGUCUUUUAUUUAUA